This is a messenger RNA of Procambarus clarkii (red swamp crayfish), 638 nucleotides long. The record is from RefSeq and is a predicted model, not a curated record. Lineage: Eukaryota; Metazoa; Arthropoda; Malacostraca; Decapoda; Cambaridae.
AUGGACACUUCUCACACUGAUAAAGUUCCUCCAGACGUCUCUAUGACCCCUGUCAUCUAUGACCCGUCUGUGUCUCCAGCUGCCAUAUAUGACCCGUCUGUGUCCCCAGCUGUCAUCUAUGACCCGUCUGUGUCCCCAGCUGUCAUCUAUGACCCGUCUGUGUCCCCAGCUGCCAUCUAUGACCCCUCGUCUGUGUACCCAGCUGCCAUCAAUGACUCGUCUGUGUCUCCAGCUGCCAUCUAUGACCCGUCUGUGUCCCCAGCUGUCAUCUAUGACCCGUCUGUGUCCCCAGCUGCCAUCUAUGACUCGUCUGUGUCUCCAGCUGCCAUCAAUGACCCGUCUGUGUCUCCAGCUGUCAUCUAUGACCCGUCUGUGUCUCCAGCUGCCAUCUAUGACCCGUCUGUGUCCCCAGCUGCCAUCUAUGACCCGUCUGUGUCCCCAGCUGCCAUCUAUGACCCGUCUGUGUCUCCAGCUGCCAUCUAUGUCCCGUCUGUGUCCCCAGCUGCCAUCUAUGACCCGUCUGUGUCUCCAGCUGCCAUCUAUGACCCGUCCGUGUCUCCAGCUGCCAUCUAUGACUCGUCUGUGUCCCCAGCUGCCAUCUAUGACUCGUCUGUGUCUUCAGCUGCCAUCUAUGACCC